UUCGACAGAGACUUCUUAUUGGUGUUGUUAACAUGUCGCAAGGUCACACCCACCGCCACCACCUUGUUUUCGACAAAUUUCGUCGCCAUGCCAUAACUUCGCCAUUUUUCGUCCGAUUUUCAUCAACCUUCGACAGACUUCUUUUUGGUGUUAUCGACAUGUCGCAAGGUCACACCCGCCGCCACCACCUUGUUUUCGAUAAAGAUCGUCGCCACGUCAUAAUUAAAAAAUAAUAAUUCGAGGGAACGAAAUGUGAGUGUUGACAAUUUUUGUACGGUUUGUUUCUGGGUUACAGUUUGUGCGACACGCACUGGUGCCAAAGGUACCAGGGUUUUUGAAAAGUAAGUUUUUUAGUCGUCGGACCAAUUGUCGCAACCUUGUAAUUAUUACUAAAGUUGUCAAGCAACCUUGCUCUAAUUCAGAAUAUUAUUAAAAUGGUUAGCAUUAAGGUACCACAAGAGAGUUGGCAAGGAAUUAUACCACUCACUUUGAUUGUAAUUUUCUCAGAAAUUAUAGUAGGUAGAAAUUUGGUUCAAAUACAAAUUUUGUAAAAAAUAUACUACUCUAAAUUUUGCUAAAUGUCCCCUUUUGCUGUUACUUAUACUUACGUAUUUAUAGCCAAAAUAGUCGAACAUGAUGAAUUUUUUUUAAAACGUCCUAGUGUCCAAACCAUACGGAGCACAAAUGUGGAAUGACUCCCACAUCGUGCGAAAUAGUUUUAGAUAGGGAGCAUAAUGGGUCUCAUUUCCAUAUUGUCUUCCAUACUUUUCGAAAUAGCAUUUCUAUACUUGCCCCUCCCUAUUAUUUUAUGUUUCUGAGGUCAAAAAUGGUUCACAUCUCAUUACCUCACACAAAUGAGCCCACAAACCGAUUAUACACCCUGCGGAAAUAUAUAGUGACUCCAAAUAACAACCAUUAUGACCUCAAAGUCCUCCCCCUCCAUCUCGGGGAGCUCUUAAAAAUACCCCAAUGCCCUUGUUUCUAUGCGGAGCUGAACUUCAUGUCUUGACUCAUGUUCUCUAAAAAAUCAUGUUGCUAAGUCCAUAAAAAACUGAAAUAUUCAACCUCUUGUGGUACCUCUUGUGGUACCCUUUCACUUAAUUAAAUUCUGUUAUAUCCCAAAAUUGUACAACAAAAUCAUAUCAAUAUGGAAAACAUUCUCGCCCAAGAACUAGAACUUCAACACAAACUUCACAAGCUAGAGGUACGCCAUCAAAAGUUGAAAAGUCAGAGUAAAUAUUUGGACCUGACAAAAAUCUCGACCCCAGAGAACAUUGCAGCCAUUGCAAAAUCCAGGCGAGAAAUGGCAAUGACAAGAAAUGCGGAACUCCUUAGCGAUCUGAAUAUUGCAUCUAGUAAGCUUCAUACGAAAAAUAUGUGUCCAUUGGAGUCAAAACUGGAUAAAAUGAAGCAAAAGUUUUUACAAGAAUGCGAUUAUAACAGAAAAUUGAAAACCGAUCCUGAUUUUGUAUAAAAUUGUAUAUUUUAUUUAGUUCUCCGUUGGUCAGUUUUACGUCAGUCAGAGAAAGCAUGAUUUCAUUAACUAAGUAUUUUACAAAAAUAAGUCUAAUAGAUAUUAAAUAUAAUCCUAGUAUAUAUUUUUAGUCAGUGCAGCUAAUCACUAUCUUCACUCAUCGACUCAGUUGUAGCACUCCCAUCUACGUCAGAUUCUUCAUGCAUACCUUCAUCGUCAUCAGGUAGUAAUUCAGGAAAUAGAUAACUACCAGCGCCAACAUUGUAGGUCAAUCUGUACAAUAUGAAAUGGUUUAAUUUAAUAAAAUAUUAUUAAAACUUU
Molecule: messenger RNA, 1795 nt
Organism: Folsomia candida
Lineage: Eukaryota; Metazoa; Arthropoda; Collembola; Entomobryomorpha; Isotomidae
Exons: 3
Coding region: 1148-1474 (108 amino acids)
Source: RefSeq, a predicted model, not a curated record